UGAUAUGACUUUUUCGGGGGGGUGGGACCCAUUUUCACGAGCGGCCACACCCCGUGGCCCAUUUCUCCGGGCUGGGGACGAGCCGAGCGCUGCCCGUGUCCCCGUCCCCCCCGAAGGACAGCGCAGCUCCGUCGCCUCCCCGGCGCUCUCAGCAGCUCCAAGGGCGUUUCCCGGUGCCGGGGCGGGCGUUGGCUCUGGGGAGAGCCCCGGGGCACCCGCGGGUGCCGCACCCACGGGGAGGGCAGGGCGUUGGCCGCCCCCCGCGCCCCCUCCCCAGCCCCGCCGCCCGCGGGCGCUGAUUCACCGCGAUUUUCCUUUUAAGGCCGCGCUCGGCGGGGAGGAAGCAGAGGAGGAGGAGGAGGAGGACACUCCUUGGACCUGGCUGGCUCCUCCUGCUCUCGCUCGAGGCUCCGACGCGCGGCCAAAAGCGAAUCCCGGCGGCGGCGCUCGGCAGAGGCUCCGACGGCUCCCGGCCCCGCUGCUCGCCCGACGCCCGCGUCCCAGCCAUGGCAAGAAACCAGCAGGUGCAGAAGGCCAAGCUGGCCGAGCAGGCUGAGCGCUACGAGGACAUGGCAGACUUCAUGAAGGCCGUGGUGGAGCACGGGGACGAGCUGUCCAACGAGGAGCGCAACCUGCUCUCCGUGGCCUACAAGAACGUGGUGGGCUGCCAGCGCUCGGCCUGGAGGGUCAUCUCCAGCAUCGAGCACAAAACCGAGGAGGGCGACGACAAGGCGCAGGUGGUGAACGAGUACCGGGAGAAGGUGGAGCAGGAGCUGAACGCCGUCUGCAACAACGUGCUGGGCUUGCUGGACAAGUAUCUCAUCAAGAAGGACAGCGACACCGAGAGCAAGGUCUUCUACCUGAAGAUGAAGGGCGACUAUUUCCGAUACCUGGCCGAGGUGGCCAGCGGGGACGACCGCCUGUCGACGAUAGAGAAGGCCCAGGAGGCCUACCAAGAGGCCAUGGACAUCAGCAAAAAGGAGAUGCAGCCCACGAACCCCAUCCGCCUAGGGCUGGCCCUCAACUUCUCCGUGUUCCACUACGAGAUCGCCAACGCCCCCGAGCAGGCCAUCUCCCUGGCCAAGACCACCUUCGACGAGGCCAUGGGCGACCUGCACACGCUCAGCGAAGACUCCUACAAGGACAGCACCCUCAUCAUGCAGCUGCUCAGGGACAACCUCACGCUAUGGACAGCCGAGUGUGCUGGCGAAGACGGCGGCGAGGCUGGCGAAGAGCCCAAGAACUGAGCGUCCCCUGCCCCGCUCCAGACCCUUCGGCAUCUCUUCAUGGUUUUUUUUUUUUUUUUUGUCGUUUUUUUUUGAAUUUUUUUUUGGUCGGUUUUGGUGGGGAGGAGUCUCAGCUCCCCCCCCAGCCUGGAUACCGGGAGUGGGGGUGGUUUUGGCAGGGUCCCUCCCUCCCUCUCCCCCAUCCUCUGCUCUGGGGAGGGGUUAAAGAGGGAGAGGGGGUGCCUCUGUCCCAGAGAGCUGCCAGCCCCCAGCUAUUUAACAUUUUUUUGUGGGGGGUGUCCUGUCUGGCUUGUGCCAGCUCCAAACCCCCUGUCCCAGAGGGCUGGAGCAGCGACAGGAGGAGGUGAGGGGCUGGGCCGGGGUGAGGGGGGUCCGGGCAGCCCCCCCAUUCCGGGAGGGGGUCUCGUGUUGCCUCUGUGCUCCAAUAAACCUUCUCCUGCACCUCUGCUCUCG
Messenger RNA from Camarhynchus parvulus, 1700 nucleotides. RefSeq names its product stratifin (gene SFN). NCBI's taxonomy places the organism in Eukaryota, Metazoa, Chordata, Aves, Passeriformes, Thraupidae. Gene Ontology annotation, molecular function: protein kinase binding. The record is from RefSeq and is a predicted model, not a curated record. Gene Ontology annotation, cellular component: cytoplasm. The transcript has a single exon. The coding region runs from base 507 to 1247 and encodes 246 amino acids. Gene Ontology annotation, biological process: signal transduction.